CAUUAGUCCAAUCCAACUGGAUCGCGACUAAAAGCGACUAUAAAGAGCCGGCAAUCGAGGGCAUUGCCGAAAAACCAGACCAAACUCCUCAGUGUGUCAAGUUGAGCUUGCGGCGGAAGUGCAUCAUAAAUCUGUUAUCAAAAUUAGAUGGAAGUGGAGUGCACACGAUGCAAAAAGCGGGUAACCUCAAUGGGUUAAAUGCUGAAUAUUUCAACUUUCCACACUUUUCAAGUUUUCGGUAUUGUUAAGCCUAAAGGAAACUUGACUUCAAAGAUUGGCCGCUUUUGUAAUAAGACAAAUCUUAAAAGUUACUUUGUACUGGUUCUGGUUUUUGCCAAAAAAAUCGGCCUUAAAUUUGUUACAUUUGCAUUUUUUUGCUUUUGCCUUUUUGUUAAAUCAUAAAUCUGUAAUCAAAAUUAGAUGGAAGUGGGGUGCGAUAAUCAAUUAGUUAAAUGUCUAACGAAGUCUAGUAGUGAAUUUUUAAACCUUCCGUUUUCGGUGUUAAAUCUUAAAGAACCUUAAGUUAAAGGUAUUGCGCUUUUGUGGGAAGAUAAAUUCUUAAUGCAAAGUGUACUAGCAGUCAAUUUGUGAAAUCUCAGCUUUCUGUCAAAAAGUAUGCUUUGUGGUAAUUGCAUUUAUUUUAGUUUUUGCUUGAUUAUAACUUCCUGAGGAUGUGGCUUGGAAAUAUACCUUCUGUGAUUUUGUGCAAUUUAUGGUUUCUGCGAAAAAAAGUAAACAAAUUUAAACAAAUCUUGUUUAAAUUUUUAAACAUUAUGGUAAUUGAUAAAGAUUUCUUGAGGAUGUGGUUUGCAGAUAUAAAUUCUACUUCCAAUUAUAGACUCAUAUGAGUCCAGUAGGUCAUGAUAACCUCUUUGAUUUUAGUGUUCAACUGGGACAGCAUUGCCUUUUACUUUGUGGGAAGAAGUCGUAACCGCUUACAUUAUUUUCCCAGUUUGCAAAGCAUUCAGUUCACAAAAUUUUGGUAAAUCCCCUUUUUGGAGUUACAAAUUGUUAGCCUUCAAAAUUGAAAAUUCAAAAAUUCAGUUCGGCGUUUCCCAUCAGACUCAGACACACACACACGCGCAUCAAAAUUAUAAGUUUUUGAAAGUAUAAUUUUUAGCAAGAUGAAUACCACUUUUAGGGUGGCUCGAAUGAGCCUGCAUCGCUGUUGCCGUUUUGUUGGCCACAAAGCUAGGAGCAAUGAGGCUUCCGGUUUGCGGCGAUUACCGGCAGCUUCCGGCCAAAAGCGAAGAUUUGCCGACCGAUACACCUUCGAUGACAAGACCCAGGCCCAAAUCGAAGGUUUUAGAAAUGAUAUGAGCAUGGCUGAGCUUCCCCGCGAGUCGCCUUGGCGCGAAGAAAGUUCUGCUGAUUUUCCCGAGCGUCUGGAUGAGUUGGGCUACGAGUCGCACUGCAACGAUCGCCUGUACAUGGCAAAGAACAAAUUCAGGGAUGCCCAGGACCAGUACAUAAUGGAGCGCGAGGAGCGGCGUACGGAGGCGCAGAAAAGGAUUCAAAAUCAUUUUUCGCGCAAUCAACAGGAGCCGGAAACAAUGCGGCGCCGUGCUAUUCAGCAGGAUCCCGUCGAACACCAAAAAAGGCAGGAGCAAAUCAUCGAGCAGAAUCGACGCAAAUGGCAAAGCCGCCCGGCAUCAAGGAGGGAAACGAAUAACUCGGGCAUCACCUAUCGGCCGGAACUGCGACGGGAAAAGUAUUUUGAGGAGAAGCAGCAACGGGAAACGGCGAAACGCAAUCCGGGAAGUGCUGAGGAUGCGUCUGAGGGCGAAACAAUGGUCUACGAUUCCAAUCGUCCCACUGCCGAGUGGCUGAGAAAGCGCGAGGCGGCGAACGAGGCUGAGUACUGGCACUCUUGGCACACCUGUCCCAGCUCCCGAGAUGCGGAGACCACGGAGGAGGUGAAGCCCCAUCUGCGACGCAAGAAGGUGGUGUCCCAUCCGCCCGCUUAUCCUCGAGAUGGUCAGCGACGCGGCUACCAUCAGAUAGUGCCACCGGUUUACCGGCUCAAAGCCAAAACCGCAGUGCUGCUGCACAAACGACGACCCAAUGGCAUCGAGAAGCAAUUCCACAAGUUUGCCCGCAAACAGGCCACACCCUGGCAUCAGGAUGUGCCACAGACCAGUGCGCAACCACAGCAAAAACCCCAAGUGGUGCCAAAAAAGAAGGAGGACGAAAAGAAGCCCAAGCGCAAGGAGGAUCGUCGAUCCGUGGAGCCCCCAAGAUUCCGGAUGGUCGUAAAGAGCCGUACUCCGGUGUCGCGACCCUCUACGCCCGUUUGUAAUUACUCCGGGCAGUUCGACAUGCCGCCCACCAUCGCCGGACCCAGUGUUUACAUGGCGGCACUUCGUAAAUCCCUCGCCGAGACCUGCCGAAACUACUCCAGCGGCAACACCAACUAGUGCAGAUUUGAAAAACAUUGUAAAACGCCCGUUUAAUUUUAAAAUGUGAAUACAUUUGGCUGAGCUCCUUUAGGGGUUCUGGGCUAUUAUAAUUACAUUUAGAACUAUUGACGCAUGAAAA
Molecule: messenger RNA, 2538 nt
Organism: Drosophila elegans
Lineage: Eukaryota; Metazoa; Arthropoda; Insecta; Diptera; Drosophilidae
Exons: 1
Coding region: 1125-2417 (430 amino acids)
Source: RefSeq, a predicted model, not a curated record